Messenger RNA from Acanthopagrus latus (yellowfin seabream), 1972 nucleotides. RefSeq names its product protein Z, vitamin K-dependent plasma glycoprotein a (gene proza). The transcript has 9 exons. Bases 255 to 1529 code for a protein of 424 amino acids. Gene Ontology annotation, molecular function: calcium ion binding; serine-type endopeptidase activity. Lineage: Eukaryota; Metazoa; Chordata; Actinopteri; Spariformes; Sparidae. Gene Ontology annotation, cellular component: extracellular region. The record is from RefSeq and is a predicted model, not a curated record. Gene Ontology annotation, biological process: proteolysis; blood coagulation.
CGCUCCUCGUCAUUACACGCACCACAGCCAGCAGUAAACAGUGGGAGGAGGCAAGAAAGGCUCGGAUGUGCCCAUCAUCAUCAUCAUCAUCAUCAUCAUCAUCAUCUGUUAGUUCUGAUCGAUAGGCCCGAUCCGUUCAGGAGGCUGCAGGGGUGUUUCAGGACCAGGCCGGACCGGAACCAACACCCUGUACCGAGUACACAUCGACCUCUGCUGCACCGACUACUUGACUGACUGUGCGCCCCGGUGUCACCAUGUGCUCCUCGACCACAUCUGCCGCUCUGCUGUGUCUGCUGGCGGGGGCUGUGGCCGCCAUUCAGACCCCCCAGACAGUGUUCUUGGACAAGCAGCAGGCGAGCUCGGUGAUCUUCCGUCCUAAGAGGAACCUCGAUGCCGGUAACCCACCCACCCUGGAGCAGGUGUGCAUGGAGAAGGUGUGCACCUACGAGCAGGCCAGAAGCAUCUUCAAGGACUCGUACCGCACGGAUAUCUUCUGGGCCGUCUAUGUGGACGGAGACCAGUGCGCAGAGAAGCCCUGCAAGAAUGGAGCCAUGUGUUCGGACAGCGUGGGAGGCUACGACUGCGUCUGCAAGUCGGGUUUCUCGGGCGUCCACUGCGAGAAAGAUGAGACCGUGUGCACCCUGGAAAAGAACAAAGGCUGCACACAGUUCUGUAAACCGGGCUACACGUCCUACGAGUGCUCCUGCGCCUGGGGAUGGAGGCUCAGCACUCAGGACAGGAAUAAGUGCGAGCCUGCAGUGUCGUUCCCCUGUGGAAAGAUCACUGGGUCGAGUCGGUGGGAGGAAAGACUGUCCAGCAACAUGCGCAGCAACUUUCAAGGACUACAGUGUAAUCCUUCAGAAUGUCCCUGGCAGGCUCUCCUGACGAGUUCAGAGUCCACAGGUUAUUGUAGCGGAGUCAUUCUGAAGGAGAACCUGGUCCUGACUUCAGCUCAGUGUGCUAACAAAUACACCUCUUUCAGCGUGGCUGUCGGCAAACGCAGCACCGGCUAUGAAAGCGGACAGCAGACGCUGCCUGUCAAAGAGAAAAGUGUCCACCCGCGCUAUGUGGAAGGCCGCCCUGAAUACGACCUGGCUGCGCUUGUGCUUGACGGCAGAAUCAUUUUUAAGAAAGACGUGGUUGCUGCGUGUCUGCCAGAAAAAAGCUUUGCAGAGAGCGUCCUGAUGUCUGGGGAGUACUCGACCGUCAUCACUGGCUGGAAAGAAACCCCGCAGGCCGCUUCCUUCGGGGGCCCGCUCAUGUUCAACCAGCUGGCGUACGACAGCCUGUCGCAGUGUCUGGAGCGUCACCCCGACCUCAUGACCAAUAAGAUGGGCUGCACCACUCCCCGGUCCAAUGCCGACUGCGGCAUGAACUCCGGCAGCCCCCUGCUCACCUUGUACAGGAAUGUGUUCUUCCUCACUGGGGUGGUCAGCCAGCCGACAGGGGCCGACUGCACUAACGGAUUCAUCUUUCAGAAAGUGUCUCGCAAUCUUGGCUGGCUGCGCCCGCUCAUGGGUUCACGUUAGGUGGGGGUUAGAGCACGGAGGUUAUUGGCUAUUGAAAAUGCAGGUAGCUAUAUCCUAAAUGCAGGGAAUCAGACAAACAUUUUCUUUGUGCACUUGUUGCUGAACCUUUUGCUCGUCUUUUAACAUUAAUGGAGCAAUGAUAUAGUCUCGAUCCAGGUGAUUGCUUCCCAUUUGUUUCUGUGGACUUCCUCAUGUAUCCACAAGGUGGCUCUCUGUUAACAUUAAUAUAGAAGCAGUUGCUGAAUGUAUCUACCAACCAGAGGGUCAGAGGCCGCGGGAGAGGUGCAGUGAAUUAUUCAGCAUGUGUUUUGUGACGUGAACAUACCAUUUAAUAACCUUUAAGUGAUGUUAAUUUUAGCGACUACUGUACUGGUUGAUAUACAUCUUGUAACACUCCAGGUAAUCACUGUAAUAAAUGUAAUAAACUCUAAUACCACACCUGA